AUGGGCGACGGAGUUGCUAAGAAGAGAAAGCGCAAUGGCGUGGAAGCUGUCGUUGACGCCAGUGCAAAGCCCAUCAAGUCGAAGAAAGCCAAGAAUCCGCCGCCAGAGAUCGAACCCGAAGAGAAUGAUGAGGACCAGGUUGAUGACGAUAUGAGCGAUGAAGAAGAGGAACAAUCUGCUGAGGAGGGGCCUGAGAUUGGAUCUGACGCUGAGGAUGCCGAGGAUGGCGAUGGUGACGAUGCUGCGGACGACACUGUGGGAGAGCUUCCCACCGACGGUGCUCCGAUAUUACCCCCAACUGCCGAGUCUGAAUUGUUUGACCAGUUGAAACUUUCAGAAAAGACCAUGAAGGCGAUAACUGAGAUGGGCUUUACCAAAAUGACUGCCAUCCAAAGAACUGCUAUUCCACCGCUGCUAGCAGGCAAGGAUGUUCUUGGUGCCGCAAAAACUGGUUCCGGUAAAACACUUGCCUUUCUUAUCCCCGCGAUCGAGAUCCUCAGCGCCCUACGAUUCAAGCCAAGAAACGGCACUGGUGUCAUUGUUGUCUCGCCCACUCGGGAGUUGGCACUUCAGAUCUUCGGCGUUGCCCGCGAGCUCAUGAAGCACCACUCACAGACGUACGGUAUUGUCAUUGGAGGCGCGAAUAGAAAAGCAGAGGCAGAGAAAUUGUCCAAGGGUGUCAACUUGCUGAUUGCCACUCCUGGCCGACUUUUGGAUCACUUGCUCAACACGCCCUUUGUCUUCAAGAACCUCAAAUCCCUGGUUAUCGAUGAAGCGGAUCGAAUUUUGGAAGUUGGUUUCGAGGACGAAAUUCGCCAGAUUGUCAAGGUCCUCUCCAAUGAUAACAGACAGACAAUGUUGUUCUCUGCCACUCAGACCACCAAAGUUGAGGAUCUUGCCAGGAUAUCGUUGCGACCGGGUCCACUCUAUAUAAAUGUCGACGAGGAGAAGCAAUUUAGUACCGUGGACGGCCUCGAACAGGGAUAUGUCCUCUGCGAUGCUGACAAGCGGUUUAUCUUGCUCUUCUCAUUCUUGAGAAGAAUGAAGGCCAAGAAGAAGAAGGUCAUUGUCUUCUUCAGCAGUUGUAACUCUGUCAAGUACUACUCAGAGCUACUCAACUAUAUCGACUGUCCAGUUCUGGAUCUCCACGGCAAACAGAAGCAACAGAAGCGAACGAAUACCUUCUUCGAGUUCAGCAAUGCUGAGCACGGCAUCUUAAUUUGCACUGACGUUGCAGCCCGUGGUCUUGAUAUCCCAGCGGUCGAUUUCAUCGUGCAGUUCGAUCCCCCGGAUAACACGCGGGACUACAUUCACCGUGUUGGUCGUACAGCCCGUGGCGCCAAUACCAAGGGCCGCAGCCUGUUGUUCCUCCAGCCCAACGAAGUCGGCUUCCUUUCACACCUCAAGACUGCGCGUGUGCCCGUUGUCGAGUUCGACUUUCCCACGAAGCAUAUCCAAAAUGUGCAAUCGCAGUUGGAGAAGCUUAUUGGAAAGAACUACUACCUGCAACAGAGUGCCAAAGAGGCAUUCAAGUCAUAUCUUCAUGCUUAUGCUUCCCACAGCCUGAGAUCUGUAUAUGAUGUGAAUAAGUUGGACUUGAAGCGUGUGGCCAAGAGCUUUGGCUUCACAACCCCGCCUCGCGUGGACAUUAAUCUCGGACAGUCAAUGAGCCGGAGCAAGGUGCAGGGCCGAAGGUCAUAUGGCAGCCAACCUCGACAAAAGGUUAGACCAGGUGGCCGUAGAUGA
Messenger RNA from Pochonia chlamydosporia 170, 1746 nucleotides. RefSeq names its product ATP-dependent RNA helicase DDX18. The transcript has 4 exons. Gene Ontology annotation, molecular function: ATP binding; RNA helicase activity; nucleic acid binding. Gene Ontology annotation, cellular component: nucleolus. Lineage: Eukaryota; Fungi; Ascomycota; Sordariomycetes; Hypocreales; Clavicipitaceae. The record is from RefSeq and is a predicted model, not a curated record. Gene Ontology annotation, biological process: maturation of LSU-rRNA from tricistronic rRNA transcript (SSU-rRNA, 5.8S rRNA, LSU-rRNA). Bases 1 to 1746 code for a protein of 581 amino acids.